AUGGAAAACUCUCAUUUACCUGGCAAGAAUAGGAAUAUAUCUCCUGACUCCAUCUCCAACAAUGGUGAAGAAGCUCACAACUAUUCUUUUUACAAUCCUUUCUCUGAUAAAUCUUCACCUUCGUCGGACAAUGGUGAUGACCACAACCACGAAAAGCCGAAAGCAACUGCCGGUCAUUUGACCCCAUCGCCCCCAUCUAAAACAGCUGGCCGGAACAAUUCCCCAGUCUUGCAUUCCACUGAUUCCCCAUCAUCUGCUCUUUCCUCUCAAAGUUCCGUGACAUCCACAAGCCCCAAUCACGUGGUAAAGAGGAAUCAUCCUCUUCCCAACGAGCUGGGUUUAUCGGCUAGUGGAUUAGCAACAACACCAUUGAUAGUGGAUCAAGCUUUAGUGGACUUGGCCAUUGCUUGGAGUCGCAGAUUGUUUGAACUCCCCGGUCCCACAGAAGGUGGACAUCUCCCUCUCCUCCAGCAGUUCGGGGCUCGUCUGCGGCCUAUUAUUUGGGAGCGCCUGAGAGAGCUGAGGGGAAGGGAGCCACCAUUUGAAGUUAGCCCUGAGACUACAUAUGAUUUCAUACUACGACUCUUGAAGCUUCUGUGUUUUUCCAAUCUCGAGUCUGAGACGGUUAUGGAAAAAGCUAUCAAAGGAACAGUGCUGUUGCAGGAAGUCGUCAAGCUAGUCAAAGAAGCGCAAGGCCUGAUGAUCAUAAAAAGUAAUUUGUAA
This is a messenger RNA of Ilex paraguariensis (yerba mate), 723 nucleotides long. The record is from the annotation of a GenBank genome assembly. NCBI's taxonomy places the organism in Eukaryota, Viridiplantae, Streptophyta, Magnoliopsida, Aquifoliales, Aquifoliaceae.